CUGUACACAACACUUCUCUUCAGGAACUGAAACAGCAGCUGUGUUAGAUCGGUCUCGUCGAGGUGAUCUGAAGAUUAUUCUCUGGUAUACUGAACACCUCUUCAGCGCAUCUCAUUAAAAUAGCCAUUUUCACACCAACCAGCGGUCAACCUUCAGGGUUGUUAUUCAAAGGUCUGAACAUGGUCAUCUGCUCAGUUUUUCUCUGUCUGGCAUUUUUGACUGCGGGUGGUGUGUUUAGUGUUGAUGCGGAUGACAUGCAGUCAGUGUCAGUGAUGGAGGGAGAAAAUGUGACUCUACACACUGAUGUUUUUAAACAGAGAGAUGACAAGAUAAUGUGGUAUUUUGGGCCUGAAAACACAUUUGUUGCAAGAAUGAACGGAAAGGCCAGCAGCACCAUGUAUUCAGAUGAUGAGAUGUUCAGAGACAGACUGAAGAUGAACAAUCAGACUGGAGAUCUCACCAUCACACACAUCACAUCUCAUCACUCUGGACUUUACACACUGAAGAUCAGCAGCAACAAUAAAGUCUCAUACAAGACAUUCAAUCUUACUGUCAGUGGUGAGUCUCUCCUGUACAAAGGAAAUGACAUCAGCAAUACAAUCAGCAAACAGACUGAAGAUCUCGACACUGACAACCGUCACACGUGUUCAGAUUCUCCUCCCAUGUGGGUCAUAGUUGCAGUUGUCAUUGCUCUUGUGAUCUGUGUGAUCAUCAUAAACAUCAUCAUCGUUGGCUACAAACGCAGAAGAAUGUCUUAUAAAGCAAGCGUUUCAGAGACAGUAUAUGCUCCAGUGAGUGAUAAAGGGAGCAGCAUGUCCAGCAGCUCAUCUGAACAGUCAAACUCUUCAAUGUUACCAAAUGAACAGGAAAAAAAGCUCAUGCUGUACUGACUAAGACACUGUGAAAUGUCCACCUGCUGGACCACAUACAGUAUAUUAUAUCCCUCCCUUUACCUGUAUUCUUUUCCUGUCCGAUGGAUCACCACCUUAUCGCGGUGGAUGGGUUUGAGUGCUUCAGUAAUCCUUUGUGCUUUGUUGUCUAAAGCAUUAGCUCCUGGUGAUGACACCCUAGACAAAUUGAUCCCAGGUGAGAGGCCAGACGAAGAGUGGUCCAAAACAUUCCUUAAAGUGA
This is a messenger RNA of Triplophysa rosa, 1131 nucleotides long. RefSeq lists its product as uncharacterized. Lineage: Eukaryota; Metazoa; Chordata; Actinopteri; Cypriniformes; Nemacheilidae. The record is from RefSeq and is a predicted model, not a curated record. The coding region runs from base 180 to 890 and encodes 236 amino acids. The transcript is spliced from 5 exons.